This is a messenger RNA of Polistes canadensis, 1722 nucleotides long. Its product is annotated as coiled-coil domain-containing protein 149. The record is from RefSeq and is a predicted model, not a curated record. The transcript is spliced from 9 exons. Bases 304 to 1557 code for a protein of 417 amino acids. Lineage: Eukaryota; Metazoa; Arthropoda; Insecta; Hymenoptera; Vespidae.
GAGUCAAUCAGUUGUCUCUAUAUACUAUGCAAGUUAUUAAAGCGUGCUAUAAAACCGCAAACCAUAAUCUGAUUAUUAUUUCUCCUUCCUAGAAUUUAAUACUAUAUAGUGGGUAAAAUCCACACAUUUAAGCACAUAUGGGGAAAUGUCGCGUGUUGUAUGUAAUGAAGUGCAAUAAUUUGCAUCUUAAAUUGAUCUAUAGAAACAUAUAAUUUAUAUAUGAAUUAUAGAAAAAGAAAUUAUAUCAAUUAAUAAUAAUUAUCCUAUGUAUUAAUAGAUUUGUCAUUUACUUUAUUACAUGCAAUGGAACAAAAACCAAAAGAAAAGAAUUCACUUAUUAGAUUAACUAAUGAAAGUGCAAUGGAUCAAGAAUCUAAAGAAACAUUGAUAAAAAAAUUGCAAGCCAAGUCGCAUGCUCUUUGUCUUUUAAAUCAAGAACUCGAUCAAUGUAGAAUACAAAAAGAUCAAUAUAAAUCUAUGGCUGAAGAAGUACUAGAAAAAUUUCUACAUUUAGAGAAACAGCUAAACGAUACGAAAGGAUCAAACGGCUACAGUACUGAUAAUGACUUUAAUACGUUGAAUCUUCUAUCAAAAUCAAGAGAACAUAACAAAUGUUUGAUGUUACAAGUCGAAAUAUUGAAGCAAAAGUUACGCGACGUCCAAGGUGAUAUUAAAAUACUACGAACGAAUAACAAUCGUAGUAAUAAAGAACAACAGGAAACACAAUAUACUUCCGCGAUACAUCAGAAAGAAGAAAUGAUUGAGCAAUUAGAAAAAUUAAAUAUAAAGUGUUCACAAUUACAAAUAGAUCUACAAACUGUUCUCGAUGAAAAAUAUGAAUUAGAAAUGGAAAGAGAUGCGUUUAAAUGUAAAGCACAUCGGUUAAAUCAUGAACUAUCCAAAGCAUUGAAUGCAUCUAAGCCAAUUGAUGUAGAUGCUCUUAUUAAUGAAAACAGAUAUUUGCAAGAAAGAUUACAACAACUAAUUGAGGAAAAGGAACUCGCAAGACAAUCUCUUUCAAAAUAUAAAAGCAUGUUGGAUAGUAAAAGAACCAAAGAAACCAUUAAAUUUGGUGUUAAUCCUGCUGCUGGAAUGGUGAUGAAACACAAACAAGUCGAGGAACUUUUACAGCAAACACGAAAAUCUACUGUUGCGAUAGAAGAAUUACAUUGUUUGUGUACUGCUCUGAUGGAAGCCUUGAACGAUAAAACUUUAGCUUUAGCUCAUCAGAAAAAAGCCAAUAAAAUCUUGGCUUUGAGAAUUUGUGAGUUGGACAGUAUGAUAGAGUCGCCAACAAAAACAUUAUUGGAAGGCUACACGAGUUCGGAUGUUGACCAAAAAAGUAAUAGUCUUCGUAAUGAUCUAGACAACAUAUCUGAACGUACUACAGAAAAUAUCAAUGAAAAUUCGACUGAUAAAAAAGAAACAAUUGUAGAUAAUUCGUCUUCGGAAAUACAAUCAGAACAUAUUACGCAAAUGAGUCUUCCUAAAAAUUUAGAAAAUUUAGUUCAAAAAGCACUAAACAAUUUAAAAAACACCAACAAACACGACAAAUAAAAAUUUGAUAUAUUUUAUGUGCAAAAAUAUUACGAGGAUCUGAAAAAUAUCAAGAAAAUAUCAAGAGUCGUCUCUGAACAAUAGGUUGUGUUAUUUUGUUUGAUAACCGAUAAAUCAAAUAAUAUUUAAAGUAUAAUACAUAUAAAAAAAAAUAUGUAUGAAAAA